Oncorhynchus masou masou (cherry salmon) is the source of this 802-nucleotide messenger RNA. Its product is annotated as AP-1 complex subunit sigma-2-like. Gene Ontology annotation, cellular component: intracellular membrane-bounded organelle. The transcript is spliced from 3 exons. Gene Ontology annotation, biological process: vesicle-mediated transport; protein transport. The annotation marks the transcript as partial. The record is from RefSeq and is a predicted model, not a curated record. Lineage: Eukaryota; Metazoa; Chordata; Actinopteri; Salmoniformes; Salmonidae.
GUGUGUGAGCUGGACAUUAUCUUUAACUUUGAAAAGGCCUACUUCAUCCUGGAUGAGUUUCUAUUAGGGGGAGAGGUACAGGAGACUUCCAAACUAGUGGUGGCCCGCUCCGUCGAGGCCUCGGACAUGCUUCAGGAGAAACAGAGACUGAUGGAGAUUAUACUUCUAUUUCCUUUAUUCUUCAGUUGCUACCAUGGAGGAAUACAUGAGCAAGCCUGCAUUCUAACACUGGAUCUACACACACCAGAAGGAAUCUGGACGAUUACAGACCUGGAAGUCUUACAACUGUACAAAACCAUGGAGUUAGGAGUUCUAGAAUGAUGUGUCUGAAUCUGUGUCCUGAGGCAGCAGGGAGUGUUUUUAAGUAGGGAAGUGCAGUGAAAUGUAUCUUGUUUCUGCAAAUAGGACAAUAACAUGAUGACCAAUAAAUUGGUAGGAGACAUUGAUUGAGCUAUUAUCAAAUGUAUAUUGAUACUGUAUGAUCACCCAUCCUCUUGCUCGUCGAUGUACAUUGAGGUUACUGAAAACUGUGGUUAUGACAAUCAUUAAAAUCAAUACUCACUUUUUUUCCAAAUAUGUACACAUUGUAUUGACAUUUAAAGAAGUGCCUUUUUAGAAAUCUGUAUUUGAAGUUGUGUUUUAAAUGCAUCUUGUAGACUAGCCUUUUUCUGUGUGACUUGUAGGAUUAUAUCUUGGAAAGGGAGCUAUUAUUUAUCUGGGUGAAUGUCACAGUUUUUUUUAAUAUAACUAAUUAUGGAUCUUGAAUGUUGAAGACUUUGGAAUUAAAAUGUGUAUUUUGAUA